UUUAAACCAGUCUCCUGUCUGGAAGAAUGUUCCUGCUGCUUUUGUUGCUAUAUUUUCUUUAUCUUUAUCUUUAUCUUUAGCUUUUUUUUUUCUUUUUUUUUUAGAGACUUAUUGUGCACAACCCAUAUAUGUUGGCAAAAAGGUACAUAUAAUUGUUAUGUAAAAAUACAGUUUUUUAAAUGUUUUUUUAGUCUGUGUCUUCAGUUCUAGCAGCUUAAUAUAUAUAUUUUUGAAAUAAAACACAUAAUAAACACAUGAAUCUGCUGAUAUUCAUUUUUCCUCUUCAUACUACUACAUGUGCAGGGGUCUGGUGCGUGUCCUGUAAGUGUGAACACACAUUCUGCAGAACAGAAUAUGGGCUUUUGGUUUGUGGUCAGAUGGUAGAUUAAACAACACGCUACAUCCUGCUACACAAACGCUACCUGCCAACACACAGAUGAUGAUGUUUUCAGUCCCCACACAGUCUGUCAGCUGUCCUCAGUAACAACAGACUGAGGGUUCAUGAGCAAGACAGGAACAUGCAGUGGACUGUCCAGGUCGGUGUGGCUCUCCUGAACGUUGUAUGGGUCGCCUUCUUUUUACAACCAGAUCCACUGUUAGUGUUUGUGCAGAGAAGAAGCACUGACACUUAUGAGGAGUUUUGUAUUAAGCCUCCACCUGAUAUGAACUGGAUAUCGACCGUACAGCCAGACAACAUCAGGACAGCAUCUGAGGAGCCUGUGCAGAGAACAAGCACUGACAGUUCUGAGGAGGUUUUUCUUCAGACUACAUCUGAAAUGAAGCAGACAUGGAUUGUACAGCCAGACAACAUCAACGCAGCAUCUGAGGAAUAUGAGCCUGGAAACCUGCAUGAACCUGGAAUAAGACGCAAGUUUGAGACAAAUCCAGUCGGGCCCCCUCAUCAAUGGAGACCUGCAUCCCUCUUUGUAGACGGCUGCUGCUUUGGGUUCGCACCGAGAAGAGUGCCUAAACGCUUCAUCAGCUCAUACUAUGUGACUGGUCCUUGGUGCCCAAUGCACGGAGUCAUCCUGGUGAUACAAGAAAGAGUUCACAUCUGUGUGGAUCCCAGCCUCCCCUGGGUUUACAGAGUCAUGGAAAGUUUGGAUCAAAAGUACUUUUAAACCAAAAAAAAAAAAAAAACAACAAAAAAAACAUUUUUCCUCUUCACACUAUUCAGAGCUAAAUAAAACCAUCUGUGUUUAUCCAAAGGCCCAGUUUCCUCAGUGAGCUAUGAGGGCUCGUAAUAGAUUCAUUCACAUUUAAAUCCCUUAGUUACAUCUGUCCUCCUUCCUAGUUACUCCCCAUAACUGCUACACUGAUGAUACUCACUGCUUCUUUUCAGGUUGUUUGUUAUGAUUUAAAGGCUUUAGCCUCAUUUUAUGUAUAUGUUGCAUUUUUAUUGUUCUUUUUUUCAUAUUUUUGUCUGAUAUAUUAUUUGUAUUCUUGUCAGUGUGUUUUUAGUGUUGCUACACAUUAACAUUUUUAAAUGCAUUA
Messenger RNA from Toxotes jaculatrix (banded archerfish), 1494 nucleotides. RefSeq lists its product as uncharacterized. Bases 519 to 1121 code for a protein of 200 amino acids. Gene Ontology annotation, biological process: positive regulation of GTPase activity; positive regulation of ERK1 and ERK2 cascade; cellular response to type II interferon. Gene Ontology annotation, cellular component: extracellular region. Lineage: Eukaryota; Metazoa; Chordata; Actinopteri; Toxotidae. Gene Ontology annotation, molecular function: chemokine activity; CCR chemokine receptor binding. The record is from RefSeq and is a predicted model, not a curated record. The transcript is spliced from 6 exons.